Onthophagus taurus is the source of this 2083-nucleotide messenger RNA. Its product is annotated as A disintegrin and metalloproteinase with thrombospondin motifs adt-1. Gene Ontology annotation, molecular function: metalloendopeptidase activity. The record is from RefSeq and is a predicted model, not a curated record. NCBI's taxonomy places the organism in Eukaryota, Metazoa, Arthropoda, Insecta, Coleoptera, Scarabaeidae. Gene Ontology annotation, biological process: proteolysis.
AUGUUUACGAAAGUGUUUAUUACAAUACUUUUAUUAUUUUAUUUUUGCGAUGUGAUCGAUAGCAAAUACGUAAAAAAUAUUAAAUUAAAUAAUAAAAGGAAAAAAAUUUUUGAGUUGGAUGGCAAUCUCGACUAUGAAGUUGUUCUUUUACCUAUUUUUAAUGAAAAUAGUUUCGAAUCCGAAGAAGUUUUAUUUAAAUUGGAGGUUUUUGGGCGUGUAUUAAAUUUAAAAUUAGUAAAAAACAAUUUAAUUUCUCAAAAUUUUAAAUCUUACAUUCAAGAUGGAAACAAUUCCUUUCCUUUACCACCUCUAAAUAAAUCUUGUUUAUUAAUGGGUAGCAAAAAUGAAAUUGCAGCUUCAAUAUUUUAUUGUAAACCCAAAUCUUUUAGUGGAUUUAUUUUUUUAGAUGAUAUAACUUUAGAAAUAUCACCAAUCUCAAGCGAAUCUAACGAAAUUUUAACCGAAACCAACCAAAAUUCAAAAGAUAUACCCCAUGUAAUUCGCAAACAUUCCCAUUUUAACAAAAACAAAUUAUUUCAACAAAGCGCUUUAACAAACGAAAUAACCGAAACCUUUACUUUAGAGGUAUCGAUAUUUUUCGACGAAUUUGCUUACAAUAUUUUCGCCCCUUAUCUUUCUUACGACGACGCAAAAAUUCGCGAUAUGUUAUUAGCUUAUCUAAAUGGAGUUCAAGCCCUUUAUCAUCACCCCUCCCUUAAAGGUUAUGUUGAUAUCGUUAUCGUAAGACUUGAUAUUUUGAAAACGCAACCUGAAAAUUUACCAAUUUAUAACGGUGAAAGUGGGUCACUUUUAAAAUCGUUUUGUUCUUAUCAAAAAGAAUUAAACGUUAAUGACGAUUCCAAUCCGAAUCAUUGGGAUAUGGGCUUGUAUAUUUCAGGAUUGGAUUUUUUCACUUACGAUAAUAAAGGUUAUAAGGAUUAUGGGAUUAUGGGGUUAUCUACGGUUGGUGGGGUUUGUUAUGAAAAAUUUUCUUGUGUGAUAGCGGAAUUUGGAAGUACAGACGCUUUUGGGAAACCUUAUCCAACGGCUGGAUUUGGGAGUGUUUAUAUUUUAGCGCAUGAAAUUGGGCACAACUUAGGGAUGCACCAUGAUGGUACGAAAAAUACUUGUUUACCAAAUGGGUUUAUAAUGUCAGCAUCGCGGGGUACCUCUGGAGAAACUCAGUGGUCUUCUUGUAGCGCUGAUGUGAUGGAAAAAUUAAAAAAAAAGAAAUGUCUUCAAGAUGUUGGUUUAACUACAUUUGAUCAUUCAAAAUUUUUUGAAACACCCGGUAGAUUAUAUUCCCCUAAAAAACAAUGCGAAUUAUUUUUAUCCAACGAAAAAUCAUACGCAGUUGAAGAUCAAAGCGAAAUUUGCCAAACAUUAAAAUGUACUCUUCCAGGUAAAGCGGAAAUUUAUUCUUCAGGACCACCAUUAGAUGGCACAAAGUGUGACGAAAAUAAACAAUGUUAUGCUGGAGAAUGCAUAAAAUCUACGAAUAAUUAUCCUAAUACAAGAACAAAAAUUUGGAAUAUUAAAGAAUGUGAAUCGGGUUGUAUAACAAAUUCAAUGGGGUAUCAAAUUAACAAAGGAGAUUCGAGAUUAUGUGACGAUGUAGAUAUUUGCCCCAAAAGAAUUUCUAUUACAGAUUACGCCUCGAAAAAAUGUAAAUAUUUUUCUCGAAUUUUAACGGAAAUAGACUCAAAAGGCAAUGGUUUGCAACGAUCUCACAAUUUAGAUUCCCCAUCGUUAGCUUGCACAAUUUUCUGUCGAAACAAAAAUGGUACUUUUAACAUUCCAAAAAUACAACUAAAUAAAAUGGAAAGUGUGCCUCAUUUUCCAGAUGGAACAUGGUGUCAUCGAGAAAAUUCAAUCGAUUUUUAUUGCAUCAAUAAUAUGUGUUUAUCAGAAAUAAAUUUUAAUCGAGACAAUGAAAAUGGAUUGGAUCAAAACGAAAUAAUUAGCGGAAAAUUAAAGGAAUCAAUUCCAUUUCUUAAUCCAAUCAAAAAAUAUUCUUAUAACGAAGAAUAUCUUAUAGAUUAUCUUUUAUUACCAAAUUAAAUAUAAAACUUUUUUUACUUUA